UCGUCAAACUCCCUAGUGAAGGACAAUGAUAGGCUUUCAACUCACAUAGACCCUGACUCCUUCUUCUCAGGUUUGUCAGAUGACCUCGAGGACAGGCUGACGGAAUCUGUGGAAGAAGUGGUCUUGGAUGAGAUCAAAGCAGAAAUAAAAGAUGCCGACUUUGUGUCUUUGAUUCUACACGAAACCACCGAUGACUCAUGGGACACGCAAAUCGCAACAGUCCUGAGAUACGCAACUAAAGAGGGGCUUGCACAGGAGAGGUUUGUGGAGUUCACAGAUGCGAUGGAGAAAUGUACCGCCAGUGCCCUGGCAGAGUUUGUUCUCACCUUUCUACAGAAAAUGGACUGUGGCGACAAGUUGGUUGCUCUGUCAUACAGUGGACAAGCCGUCACAUCAAGCCAAAUCAGUGGCCUUGUCGCCCAAGUGAAGGAACGGUACCCGUGGGUCAUCUUCGUACAUUGGUGUGCACUGGAGCUGAGUGUAGCCGUAACUCAAGCGUGCCACUCUAUCAAAGAUGCUAGCUUGUUUUUGGGAGUCUUACAAGACCUCAGUACGUUCUUCUUAAACACAUUCCUGCAACGCAGCGAGGCCCUGGACAACAUUGUUAGAAGGCGCGCCUCAAGCACAGCACCUCUUCUUUGGAAUAACAUCUCAGAUGUGGUGAAGACGAUGAAGGAGCACAGCGAAUCGGUGAUCGAGUUGUUUGACAAGAUCCUAGACAGUGAGCUGGUGUUGGAUAAUGACUCCUUUUUCCGUGCUUUGAAGCUUUUGCCUCAAGUUGUGGAGCCCAAGUUCAAGUUUCUGCUGGAGGUAUUUUCAGCCGUUUUCUUUCGUAUGGAAGCGUUUGGAGAUGCCCUUCAAAGAAACAGUGUGGAAACAGCAUGUAACGUGAGUGCUUUGAAGAGAACACUAGAAGCACUGACAGCAAUGCAUGGGGACUUUGAUUCCAUUUUCUCUCAGACAGUGGAGCCAGUGGAUAGCCCUGCAAAGAAAGGAAAAUGGGAAGAAGAGACUAAGAAGGUUUUUCAUGGCCUUUACGUCAGUGUUCUGGACACACUCACCUCGGAGUUAGAAGUACGGUUUGAUUCCCUGGCAAAGAUGGCAUUUACCGAACUGCUAGACUUCUCCAAGUUUACGGCCUACAGCGGAACAUUUCCUGAGGAAGCAUUCAGAUGUCUGAAGGAAACCUAUGGAAGGUUUUUUGACUUUGCUCUUUUGCGAAAUGAACUUCAGGUGCUCUAUUCUUCAUACCAGGUUUGAGAAGAAAAAUAUGUGUGAUUUAGGCGCCUUUCUUCACAACACUGGCCUGAGCGGCAUCCUAACACAAGUGUCCAAACUCUGUCAACUGAGUGUAGCCAUGCAACUGGGCAUCCCGAAGCAGGAGGCCUCGUCUUCUGUUUUGAGAAGAAUCGAAGCGCGCAACGACUACACCUCUGGACAGGGGAGUUCGCUGUUCCUGACUAUUGAGAGGAGUAUGCUGGACAAAAUGCAGGACUUCGACGGCUUCUAUGACCGCGUCAGCCGCCAGUUUGCCGAAAGAGGGGAUGGAGAUGACCUCAGUUUCGUAUGAGGGGUGACCAUGUGACCAUGGCAACCUCAGCCCAAAGUAACGGUGGCUCCAGAGAGGCAGUCCUUUCUCUCUACCGUACAGACUACUGGAGAGCUCUUUACCCAGAGUGCACUUCACCUCAGACCACUGGAGAGCUCUUUACCCAGAGUGCACUUCACCUCAGACCACUGGAGACCUCUUCACCCAGAGUUCACUUCA
Molecule: messenger RNA, 1768 nt
Organism: Alosa alosa (allis shad)
Lineage: Eukaryota; Metazoa; Chordata; Actinopteri; Clupeiformes; Clupeidae
Exons: 2
Coding region: 283-1260 (325 amino acids)
Source: RefSeq, a predicted model, not a curated record